CCGCGGAAAAUGUGACCGAGCGCCAUCGUGUCGAUAUCUCUUGUCAUCAAAUCUCUAUUUUUGUGCUCGUCUCUCAAAUGACACCUGCUCCGAAAGCGAAAUUGUCAGUGAAUACGAUUGACAUAAAUUCUCGUGACACGCGCUAACUUCAUUCGGUGUUUGUGAUAUUUGUUUGUGACUAUCUGAUACAUACGCUUGUGCUGCAAAGACAUGUCGUGAUAUAAAAAUGUAGAGGAGAACGUGCUAAUUAAAAUUUAAUCGAGCAAGAAAGUGAUUUAAUACACGCAUAUUUAUUGACAUUGAUUGCAGUGUGCAGCGACGUUUUUCACGAUCACAUCAAACGGAUUUUCCUUUCGUGAUGAAGCUGCACGAAAAGAAAGAGUCAGGCAUCCACAAAGUGCAGGAAGUACCUCUCGAAGAGCUGGAUCUUUCAAAGGAAUACAAUGUGGAAAAAACUCUGGGCGAAGGUAGUUUCGCAAAGGUUUUACUGGCGACGCACAGAGCUACCCAGACAAGAGUAGUUCUGAAGGCAGUUCAUCAAGAACUCACGUCAGAGAAGGAUUUUUUCCGAGAGUUUCAUUAUUCGUAUCACCUAAGCCCACAUCCAAAUAUACUUUGUUCGUAUGCUGUUGCUUUCAAGGCGGAAAAGUGUUUCGUUUUCGCGCAGGAAUACGCGCCCUAUGGCGACCUUGCCGGUAAUGUGAAAGCCGGCGGACUUAACGAAGACGCGUGUAAAAGGAUUGCCGGACAGCUUGCUUCGGCUCUCGAUUUUAUUCAUUCAAAACAGCUGACCCAUCGUGACAUAAAACUGGAAAAUGUGCUGGUAUUCACGCAGGAUAUGAGCAAAGUAAAAUUGUGCGAUUUCGGUUGCACGAGGCGCGAGGGCACUCUAGUGAAUAAAAUCCGUUGCACCUGGGUGCCGUUUCAACCGCCAGAGAUCCACGAAAUUAUCAAGAACGAGAGGUAUGCCUGUAAAAGAAGCUCAGACUGCUGGCAGUUUGGCAUUGUCCUCUUCGUUUGUCUGACCGGUAAUCCGCCGUGGCAAAGCGCCGACCUAAUCCGAGAUCCGGACUACUCCGCUUUCCAGCGAUGGCUGAAGCGACGCACCACCAAGAUUCCGCCUACAUUCCGGCGAUUCACUCCUAGGCUGCUCCGAUACUUCAGACGAACGUUCGAGCACAAGCCGGAGAAGAGGCCGCACGUGACUGAGAUCAACAAGUACCUAAAAGAUUCAUGGUGCAUCAAUAAGAUCAGUCAUAGCGCGACGUCGACGUCAGUUGACGUGAGCGAAAGUCUUGCCAGGCGAGGCGACAGUCUGCUGUACCUGGAUACUAUUUUGGAUGAUCGACACAACGUAGACGAGAACAAGAACAAGCUGAGAAAGCUGCUGAAUAGCUACGGCCUGGAGACCACGGUGGAUCAGAAAGUCGUCACCAAAAGGAUAUGGGAGUGGGUGAUGCAAUGUGAUUCUAACAUGGACAUAGAACAGGGUCUGGUCAGCGGCUUCAGCACGGAGGAUAUGUGAGAGAUAGUGAGAACCUGCAGCGAGCCGUGCCUUCGGAUCACCCAGGAGGAGCCGAGUAAAUUCCGAAUGGGCAGCUUCCAUGUGUCGUACAGACAUCGUGCCAAAUAAUCAGUCGGAGUUGUGUAAACGAGAGAUGAUUUUUCGAAAAUCUCGUUUGAAAUGUAUUCCGCGAAAGAGCAGAACACGGCCUUAUUCCAACGGCGGCCUGUUCUAGGAUGUCAAAAUACUAUACAUAGGCGGACCAACUAUUAUCGAUAAACUCUUCCUUCAUUAAUAAAAACGGAGAUCGUAGAAAAAAUUUAAAAAAAAAAUGAUACUUUUAGAUAGUGAAAUAUCGGCGUAAUAAAAAUGACAACUACUCCUUAAAAAAUAAAAAGCAACGUAAAUGUUUAAAAAACAUCGCAUAAAGUCUAAAAGACAUUCUAAUCUCUCAAGCAUUCUCCUGACGUUGUUUAGAUAUUCUUUGAAAUUUUAUGCUGUUUUGGGACUUUGAGAACAAAAUAAGAUAUGCGUCUCUCGAGACAUAGCAGUUAAGUGUAAAUGUGAUAUGUACGUAUCUAAGUAUGGGAAGAAUCCACUUCUUGACCGAAAGAAGAGCAGUGUCAAGCUGGAGAUUAGCUUGGUGUACUAAUUAUAGAGACAAUAAAAUGCCGGUGCAUAUGAUCUUUACGUUAGUCAGUUGUUCUGGUAAACAAUGAUCUUAGUAAUGCCUUACGCGCAACUUAGACGCGAGAUUAGAGACAGCCACUUAGAAAUAUUUUGCACAUAAUUCAAAAUUUUCUUUUUAGUUCAAAUUACAUAACGAUAUAUUCUCGAUCGUUAGACAAGAGAUAAAAAAGCAAGAAGACUGUAUAAUCCAGGGAUUCCCAAAGGAGAUCGUAACUCCAAAUAUAGCGUAGAUUACGAAAUCAUUUUCGGAAACAAUCCAUUCAAUAAGAUUCGAGACAAGCUAUGAAAAAUAUUAACUUUCCACUACGUAAGUCAAGUAAAUGUGAAUCUCUACCUUUUUAAAAUAAUGGAUCAAAAUUUUGAUUAUAAUAUUUAAUUUAUAAUUUUUUCAAGCAAAAAAGAUUUAGCCGAAAAAUGUAAUAAGAUAUAAUCGAAAAAUGCGAAUAGAGAUUAUAAUGCAAAAUGGAUGGUUACCGGAAGUACUAUUAGCGACAAGUGUAUAAAUCAUACAGAUGUAAAUACAUUUAUAUACUUAAAUAGCUAUAUACAUUCGUAUUUGCUAGACAUGUACAUAUAUAUAUAUAUAUAUAUAUAUAUAUAUAUAUAUAUAUAUAUAUAUAUAUAUAUACACACACGUAUAUACGUAUAUACAUUAGAAAAAUAUAGUACACACUUAUAUUCUUGUAGAAGUUUAUCGUGUGUAGUGCGUAGAGGUUCUGUUUGUACAAUUAGUUACGCUACUUCGUAACGGUGAUAUAAACAUAGCGUAAUAUUGCAUGCGCGUUGCAAUUCCAACAGUUGUAAUAAUCUUUCGCAAACGAUUCUGCAUUAAAACGCGCUCACGGAUAACGACAAACAUAAUAUAAAACGGGCACUUCGUAAUGAAGUGUGAAAAUCGGUGGGAAAAUUCAUCGUUUGCAUCCAGCGAUCGAUACAUUUUUUCAGAUGCAUGCGAAUUAAUUCAUAUCCAAUCCAAAAUUUACAUAAUAAUAUUCUGAUUUUAAUAUUAGAUAAUAUCUAAAAUAACUUUUAUAUAAUUUUAUCAGAAUUAAUAUUCUCAGUAUUAUAUAUAGAUACGGGAGAAUGUACACUCUUAUGAAUAAACAUAGUGAUUAUUUUCACAUGUCUAUAAAAUCUGUGAAAAUUGAACGCUAGAAAAAUCUUAGUGCGAGGAAAAAGGUAUAUAUUCGUUUAUUUUUAUCUAUCCACGAGGUACCUAAUUUCCUGUUGACAUGAGAUUACAAUAGUAAGAAUAUCGUUAUCUAUCAGACUUAUGAUCAGAUAUAGAAAAUUGCAGUCUCUCUUAAAGUUCCCUGCAAGUGGAUCGUUAUCCAGACAAAAUGUAUAGCCGUAAGGAUCGGUGUAAGAAACGCGUUAAGAAUUGGAAUGAUGCAGACGCGUAUUUCUAUACAUUUGUACGUGAGAACAAGCACGCGACGAGCAUUAUCGCUCAUCUACAAUAUUCGGACAAUCAUUAUUAUCUUAGUACUGUUCCUCUUGUUCGAAUUGAUUAAGUGGCAAGACAAACGAGUGAUGUAAUUUUUGCGAGAAAGCCGACGUGCGUGCCCUCCAUUAAUACGAAGCAAUGUUUUGUAUAUAUUGAAAUAAAUCUUAAAUUGUACAAAAUUAA
Molecule: messenger RNA, 3824 nt
Organism: Cataglyphis hispanica
Lineage: Eukaryota; Metazoa; Arthropoda; Insecta; Hymenoptera; Formicidae
Gene: meng
Product: serine/threonine-protein kinase meng-po
Exons: 2
Coding region: 359-1525 (388 amino acids)
Biological process (GO): peptidyl-threonine phosphorylation; peptidyl-serine phosphorylation
Molecular function (GO): protein serine/threonine kinase activity; ATP binding
Source: RefSeq, a predicted model, not a curated record